Messenger RNA from Venustampulla echinocandica, 810 nucleotides. Its product is annotated as ClpP. The record is from RefSeq and is a predicted model, not a curated record. The coding region runs from base 1 to 810 and encodes 269 amino acids. The transcript has 3 exons. Gene Ontology annotation, biological process: fatty acid beta-oxidation. Gene Ontology annotation, cellular component: peroxisomal matrix. NCBI's taxonomy places the organism in Eukaryota, Fungi, Ascomycota, Leotiomycetes, Helotiales, Pleuroascaceae.
AUGGCAGAAGUAGUAUCAGUCGAGUACAAGGGCAAGGUCGCCGUGAUCACGAUUGACAACGAUAAGCAGCUCAAUGCUUUGAACCAAGAUGGGUAUUAUCAACUUGCAACAUAUAUGAGGGAGAUCGCUCUACACGAUGAGGUGUAUGUUACAGUUUUGACGGGAAAAGGUCGAUAUUUCUCUGCAGGCGCAGACGUGUCAAUCAGUAAAUCACAGCCAGAUGGGACAGACUUAAAGAGGCACUGGCUCAAAAACUUCGUGUCUAAUAACCUCAACAUAACCCAAGCCUUCUACACCCAUCCCAAAAUCCUCGUUGUCGCAUUGAACGGGCCCGCAAUUGGUCUGUCUGCUGCCUUGAUCGCCUUCGCAGAUUUUAUCUAUUGUGUCCCCCACACCUUUCUCCUGACUCCCUUCUCCAGCCUUGGGCUCGUUGCCGAAGGCGGUGCGUCUCGAGCUUUUGUCACACGGUUAGGGAUCAGCAAAGCCAACGAAGCUCUCAUCAUGAGCAAACGGAUAACUUCCGAGGAAUUACUCCAUGUCGGCUUUGUGAAUAAGAUAUUCGACUGCAAAAAGGGAGAGGACGAGAAGUUCCGGAAGCUGGUGUUUGAGGAGAUCGGGAGCAGACUCGGUGAUCAUUUGAAUGGUGACAGUCUGGUGAAGAUCAAGGCCUUAAUCAGAAAGCCCGAGAGAGAAAUUUUGGACACGCAAAACGUGGCAGAGGUGUUUGGAGGGCUCGAAAGGUUUGCCGCAGGAAUCCCCCAGGAGGAGUUCAGGAAAAUUGCCAGCGGAGAGAAGAGACAUAAGCUGUGA